AUGCUGAACGACGUUGCUCUCGAAGAGGAGGCUCGAGCAGCAAGGGAAGGGAGGACGGCGAUGCCAGUUAAAAUGGUAUUUCAAAGUUCGAACUUGGAUCCACGCCGUUACAAUGAGCCAACAGCAAACGAAGUGGCCGUCGUGUAUGUAGGAGAGGAAGGAGAUGUACCGGCCGAGCAUAAUCUCGCCGUGCACUUACGAUCAGGAGGCCUGCACAAUAUCUGUGCUAUGAUUCACGCAGUGAAAUAUAUGUACAAAUACGUGUACAAGGGACCAGACAGAGCGGCGUUACGUAUGAUUAGAACAAAUGGGGAUGAUGGGGUUGGAGCAAUAAACGAGAUCGAUGCAUUUGUCAAUGCCAGAUUUAGUGGACAAGAGGAAGAAGCUCUUCGUCGGGCUGCAGGAAGAGACACGAUGUUAACAGCGUAUUUCAAACUCAGCGCGGAACAUGAAGCUGCGUUCGGAGCUGGAAAUGCACCGCAAGGUGGGGUCGAUGCUCGGACAUCACUCUAUGUCCAGCUGCCGGAGCACUUCACAUUCGGUCAGCGAACAGGAAAGUGGAGCAUCAGAAGGAAGCAAAGUCGGCAAUUAGGGAGAAUGUACACAGCGCACCCACUGGAUUCUGAGUGCUACAGCCUUCGAAUACUUCUCCUGAACAGAAAAGGAGCUUUACAUCGAAGGAAAUUCCAGCCUCGCCUUCUUUUCUGA
Messenger RNA from Haemonchus placei, 708 nucleotides. NCBI's taxonomy places the organism in Eukaryota, Metazoa, Nematoda, Chromadorea, Rhabditida, Trichostrongylidae. The record is from the annotation of a GenBank genome assembly.